Messenger RNA from Cherax quadricarinatus, 514 nucleotides. The record is from RefSeq and is a predicted model, not a curated record. Lineage: Eukaryota; Metazoa; Arthropoda; Malacostraca; Decapoda; Parastacidae.
AGGAGAGAUGUUGCUGUCAGGAGUGUUGAGAGUGACAACUCUAGUGUGGUUGGUCAACUUGUCCUUCGCAAUGAGACGCUGGCCGUUCUUCACAGCUCCUGAGUUGACGUUCGAGUCUGGUGAAGCCUUCAACACCCUCACAGUUGACUAUCCAUGUACUUGUAAGUCUGUAUGCUUGGCGAUGGACGAGUGCUUGGCAUGGACAGCUGUACAGAAUGGAAGUAAAUGGGAGUGUCUUCACACCCAGGUUGGUCCCUCACCUUCCUUCAACCUCACUAAGGACUCCAGCUCGGUCUACGGCUACUUUGAAGAUUCAUUGUUGGGUAUUAGGGAUGCAGUCCAGGCAGAGGAUGACUACCAUUACUUCAUACCAAAUACCACAUUAAUGUUCAACGAAGCAAAAGACUACUGUGAAAGCAUUCCAGGCUUCAGACUCGCUAUUUUCAGGACUGAACAGCAAAUGAAUUUCAGUCUGGCAUUGGCUUCUGCUUACAAUAUAGAACGUAAGAAAUGA